AUGGAUCGUCAGGAAUCGGCCGGUACCUUCACCGGCUUCGCCGUUUACCAGCCGGCGCUCGGGGCUCCGCUGCAGUGGCUCCCCGCCAUUGGUACUCCAGAGCUCGAUCAAAUGAUCCAUGCCCUCAUCCCUGGCACUGCUUCUAUUCAGGACAAGCGAGCCCAAGUCUCAAUGGACUUUCUCGAGUAUGCACAUCAGACCGGGGAAAAGUUUAAGUUCUACCCUGUCCGCCCGGCGUCCUGCACUCCGGUCACUGGCUCCCCUGCCAGUUCUUCCACCCCCUUCGACGCUUCUUCCUCUCAGAGUUCGUCUGUCAAUGCUUCUCCUGUCGUUACUCAAGGAGCCUGGGCCCAAUCUCCCGCGGCAGUUACCCCGGCGGACAUUCAGCCCAGGCCACGCCCAGCGGUCACCAAAAGGUCGAGCACAUCCAGCUCGCGGCAGCAGGCCAUGGACUUCUCCAAUCAUCCAGGUAUGCGCAUCUUGACCAAGGACGGCCGAGAUGUUACGAACAUGGCUUCGCGAGGCUGCAAGACUAAGGAGCAGAGGGAACACGCUCAUCUCAUGCGCAUUAUCAAGGCCUGUGACACCUGCCGGAGGAAGAAAGUUCGCUGUGACCCCAGCCACAAGAAGAGAAAUGCUUCUCAAGCUUCGCCUUCUCAGCACGAGCAAAAGCCCGCGAAAAAGAUGAAGAAGAUAGAAGAGUCACCGCCUGUUGCAUUUGCUGGAGAGUCAGGGGAGUUUGUUGGGUCAACCGCCUCUGAUGCUGCAGCUUUGACCGCCGAUUUCCAGACGCUGGAAGCUCAGGAUAUCGAGAGAUUUUGGGAAGACUUCAUCAUGUUCGAUCAGGAACCCAGCUUGCUUGCUGCCAGCCAGUUCACAAGUUUCGACUUCGAUUUCGAUUCGUUCAUCGGUCUUCAAAGCUGCUCUAGCUCGUCCUCCUCCUCGGCUUCUCCCUCGCAGGGCUUCGCUUCGUCUCUUCAGGCCUCGCCAGCAACUGUAUCCGACCCUGUCGUGGAUGUUGCAGCUGACGCAUCGUUGUUCAGCGACUCGACCAUUCCGUAUCUCAACCCACUGGCUGCCCUCGGCACUGAUUACACAGACUUCAACCUUUAUUCGCCUGGACCCGACAACGUGGAUGAGGAUCCUGUUUUCCAGAUGACGGAGGUUGCGAGCCGUCAACAACAGCUCCCCUUGUCGUUUCCUCGUUCUAGCGUUGCCCACGCCGCGACAACAAGCACUCCGCAGUUCUCCUUUCCCUUCAUUCCCGCAGAGAGUUCUCGCUCUGCUGUCUCUGUUUCUCGUACUUCGCCUGUGGAUAACCCGCGCAUGUCCUAUUAUUCAUCGUUCCCUGAUUACACAGGGCAGUUCUCUCAUUCACCUGACGAGCCUACUGUUUGCACCAACCAACAAUAUGAAUCUCGGAGAUCAGAAACCAUCUACAGACCAACCAAUCACAAGAGUCACGCGGCCUUAGAACUUAGUGGCGAUGUGACUGCUGAGGGAGCUACUCACAGCCAGUCCACCACCAAACGGCAGCAGUACGGUUCAUCCAGCAGCACCGCCGCUGUUUCUUCCGCCAAUACUGUAGCGGCCAGUAUUGUGCAGUCGUCACUUAGUCCAAGCCCGUCACCUCGACCUAGCGGUCUGCUAAGGGCACCAGCCGCCAUUAGUAGUCCAGCAUCCUCCCCUCGUGCUAUCAAAUCAGCACAUGGAGCCGAUGCUGUUGGCCAGGGCUUGUGUGGGCCUACGGGCGUGAUAGAAAAUCGGACGGUAACGACAAAUCGGACAACUGUACCUCGCAUAGUCACUGCGGUCGAUGUCCACAGCACUGUUAUGACAUAUGCAGGCGUAUUGAAAGCGACGACUGCAACAACGAGCGCGACCACUGCCUCAACAUUCCCGACACGGCGCAUCGUGGCUGGCCAAGAAAAUGCCGCCAACGAGAAGAGUGUCCCUCAGCGACUAUCCUUCUCUCCUCCCGGCCUUUUCUUCCAGCUUGUCGUGUUCGGUCUUGUCUCGCUCCUUUGCGCUGCAGCUGUCUUGCUGCCGCAAGCGCCCCUGACUCCUGUGCCGGCCAGCCUCGCCAACCUCAUUCUUGCUUUCACAAGCAUAUCAUCAUCACUCUCCCAGUUCGCUGGGCCGCAGAAAAACUUGCCAACGUAUGUGGACUGCGCCACGGCCAGAAUCUGCUCUACAGAUUCGAGCCAACGGCGGAGGACAAGGAGAAGCGGGUUUUCGUCUCUACUAUCCUCUGCGCGGCUUCUCGUGCUAUACUGA
This is a messenger RNA of Thermochaetoides thermophila DSM 1495, 2277 nucleotides long. RefSeq lists its product as uncharacterized. NCBI's taxonomy places the organism in Eukaryota, Fungi, Ascomycota, Sordariomycetes, Sordariales, Chaetomiaceae. The record is from RefSeq and is a predicted model, not a curated record. Gene Ontology annotation, biological process: regulation of DNA-templated transcription. The transcript has a single exon. The coding region runs from base 1 to 2277 and encodes 758 amino acids. Gene Ontology annotation, molecular function: DNA-binding transcription factor activity, RNA polymerase II-specific; zinc ion binding.